AUGGCGUCUCAGGAACCUAGGACAUACGCUCCCGUCCUUUUCCUUUUUCUGAGCCAUGGCGUGGCAAGUCUCGGUGCAAAUUCCAGCCAGGAUUUGCAUCCAUUGCUGCAAAAAAUGGCAGAAGAAAUAAUAGAUGGGAACUAUCUGAAUGCGUUCCUGGAUCUCAUACAGUUUCAAAGCUCCCACCUGUGGACGGCGGACCUGUCCCACGGAGUCCUGGCCUACCUGCACGCACGGAACGUGGCCUUCACCAUCCCCAGCCUGCAGGCGGCCGUGGAGCACCACCUGGAGCAGCGGCUGUACCAGCCCCAAAAGCUGCGGGAGGACCUGCGGGGAGCCGACGCCGGACAGUUCCGCACCGCCAUGCAGUGCCUCGGGGAAGACAAGAAGGACCGCUGGGAGCUGGAAGGCAUCGUCAUCGACGUGGGGGAGAUUCGGAAACAAGCCUUGCAGAGCCCGGGCGUGAACCGCAGCCUGCUUCUCAUCACGCUGGAGCGGUGCUUCCAGGAGCUGAGCUCCCUGGAGUGCGUGGCAGUCCUGGGCAAGGUGCUGCGGGGGUCCCCGGGCCGCUUCCUGCAGCCCGGCCUCCCAGCGAGGCUGCCCGCGGGCCUGCGCGAGGACGCCUUCAGGAACCUGGAAGGAGGUCCUGCCAUCAAGCCCCACCACAGUGCAAGGCUCUUACUCACUCAUUCACUUACGAACCCAUUCAUUUAUUUGCUUGCAGAUGGGUCUGCUUCAUGGGUCAGCGCAGAAACCUUAUGGAUUUUGGGCAGAUACAUGGUUCACCUACCCCUUGAAGAAAUUACGAAAAUCAGUCCCAUGGAAAUCGGGCUGUUCAUCAGCUAUGACAACGCCACCAAGCAGCUGGACACCGUCUAUGACAUCACGCCGGAGCUGGCCCAGGCGUUCCUGGAGCGGAUCGGCUCCUCCGACUUUGACAUGAGGAACGCCUCCACCGUCCACAGGCUGGGGCUGCUCGUCUGUUUCUAUGGAGACCUGGAGCUGCUGGACGCCGCCCUGGCCCGAGUCCUCCUCCACCAGAUGAUCAAGUGCAGCCGUCUCCGGGGCUUCCAGGCUGGUGUCCAGAAGCUCAAGGCCGACCUCCUGGACAUUGCCACGGGGAACCAGACGCUCAACGAGACCCUGGGCUCCUUGUCGGAUGCGAUCGUGGGCCUGACCCUCCGUCAGCUGGAGUCCCUGUCCCCCGAGGCUGUGCAUGGCGCCAUCGCUACCCUCAGCCAGGUGUCGGGAUGGGCCAGGAGCCAGGUGAUCAUCUUGUCCGCCAAGUACUUGGCCCAUGAGAAGGCCGAUGCUCUACCCACUGAGCCACCAGCCAGGCCUCUGAACUCUUCAACGCCCGGCACCCAAGGGGCCCUGGCGCAGGUGCUGAGAAGCGCCAGUUCCCUGCACGUGUCCAGUCUGUCGCCGGCCCAGCAGCACGGCAUCCUCAGCAAGGUGGCCGGAGCCGGAGGCGGCGCCCCGGGUGCCGUGGACGUCCCGGGGGCUUUCUUUAAGGAAGUGUCUCUCUUCGAUUUAAGGAGGGAACUCGGACUCAACUCCACUGUCCUACAGGAGAAGGAGCUGCGGAGGAGUCAGGCCUUGUUCCUGUAUGAGCUGCUGUCCCAGACCAGCAGGCCUGCCGAGCUCCUGAGUGCAGGGCAGCUGGUCAAAGGCGUGGCGUGCUCCCACAUCGACGCCAUGGGCGCCGACUCCUUCCUGGCCCACUUCCAGUAUUUUGAGAACAACCUCUCUCUGCUUUCACCGUAUCAGGUUAAUUGUUUGGCGUGGAAAGCCUGGGAGGUUUCCAGGUCCCUUACGCAGCCCUUCCUCUUGGCUGCGCUCCCGGCUCGCUACCUGGCGGCCGUGCCAGCCUCCCGAUGUGCGCCCCUUCUGAUCGGCCUGGGGAAGAUCCGGUUGGACUCCUUGGUGUUAGAUCCCCACAAGAGGACUCUGGUCCUCCGGAAAGUGCAGCAGUGCCUGAACAACUCCAUUGCCGACGAGUACACCGUGGACAUCGUGGGCAACCUGCUCUGCCACUUGCCGGCGGCCAUCAUCCAGCACGGAGUAUCCCCCAGGGCCUGGGCCACGGCCCUGCACGGCCUCAGAGCCUGCCCAGAGCUGAUCCCCGAGCAGAGGGCUGCGGUGAGGCUGCGGCUGCUGGAGCAGCACGGACCCCCUCAGAACUGGACGGCCGAGACGACGAAGGACUUGGGACCCUUCCUAGUACUUUUCUCAGGAGAUGAAUUAAGCUCUGUUGCCGCAAAGUUUCCUGAUAUCCUUCAGCAAGCAGCUUCCAAGAUGGUCGGGAUCUUGCUCCCCAAAGAAUUCCUCUGGGCUGUCUUUGAAUCUGUUCGGAACAGCAGUGAGAGGGGCCCUGGCGCUGCCCCCAGCCCUGGUUGCCAUGGAGUUGAGGCUCCCUCUUCCGAGGACAUCUUCAAGUUGGCCGAAGCCAAUGCCUGCUGGGCCCCCCAGGACCUGCGCUGCCUGGAGGAAGCCACGUUCCUCAGGAGCGUGGAGCUUCUGGGGGCCGUUCGGGGCUUCCUCCGGCCUCAGCUGACCGCCCUAAAGGAGAAGGCGAUCCAGGUCUGGGACACGCCUGCUUACUGGAGAGAACACCAUGUCGUCUCGCUGGGCCGCAUUGCUCUGGCUCUUAACGAGAGUGAGCUGGAGCAGCUGGACCUCCGCUCCAUCGACACCGUGGCUUCCCUGAGCCAGCAGUCAGAAUGGACCCCCGGACAGGCUAAAUCCAUCCUGCAAGGGUUCCUGGAGGACUCAGGCUACCGCAUCCAGGACCUGAAAAGCUUCCACUUAGUAGGACUUGGCACAACUCUGUGUGCCAUGAAUGUCACCGAAAUCUCACUUAUACAGAUCUCAGAAUUCAGGUUGGUGGUGGCCAGAAUCGGGACCCUGCCCUGCAGCACCCAUGUCUUGGCCGAGUUCAAGAGGAAGGCAGAAGUUGUGUUUGGGGAUCCCACCAAGUGGUCCAGCUCUGACUUGCAGGAACUCGGAACUAUUGCCGCGGGAUUAACGAAGGAAGAGCUCCGGGUGCUCGACAAGGAUUUGAUGCCGUAUUUCCAACCAUCAGCAAUCAGAUGCCUUCCUGCUGAGAUAUUCAAAGAGCUCUCCGCCCAGCAGAUCGCCGCCCUGGGCCCCGAGCUGCAGAGCCUCCAGCGGGCGCUAGAUGGCGCCAAGACGCGCCCCUGGCUGGAUGCUCCCCCCAGCGCAAGCCCCAGCCAGACGCCCUCCUCCCCUUCUCACCCAG
Messenger RNA from Myotis brandtii (Brandt's bat), 3262 nucleotides. It is a transcript of the gene OTOA, whose product is annotated as otoancorin. The annotation marks the transcript as partial. NCBI's taxonomy places the organism in Eukaryota, Metazoa, Chordata, Mammalia, Chiroptera, Vespertilionidae. The transcript is spliced from 28 exons. Gene Ontology annotation, biological process: cell-matrix adhesion. Gene Ontology annotation, cellular component: cell surface. The record is from RefSeq and is a predicted model, not a curated record.